Cavia porcellus (domestic guinea pig) is the source of this 1594-nucleotide messenger RNA. It is a transcript of the gene Drc10, whose product is annotated as IQ motif containing D. The record is from RefSeq and is a predicted model, not a curated record. NCBI's taxonomy places the organism in Eukaryota, Metazoa, Chordata, Mammalia, Rodentia, Caviidae. The transcript has 5 exons. Gene Ontology annotation, molecular function: protein binding. Bases 199 to 1527 code for a protein of 442 amino acids.
GGGGUUCAAUGGUGAAAAAGAAAGUCAGUCAGUCACCAAGUCCCGCCUUCUGAGAUUGGCGGGUAACCUAGCAACGCGAGGACCGAGAAACCACUGUGGAGGAGAGGUCCUGGAGCCUACGGAACACGUGAAUGAAAGGCCGGGAAGGGGUGGAGGGUUGCUGGGGACAGAAAGCACAUCAAGAGGGCACGCAGAGACAUGGCUGCCCCGGACACAGCCUCAGACAUCCUGGCCUCGGGCCCCGUCUGCCAAGCCGCUGACAUCAGCCGAAUCCCACUGAAGACAGAGCUCUGUCCGAAGCCUGCCGAGCCCCUGAAACCCUUGGUCCCCUCCAAGUCCAAACUGGCCACCAUCGAGGCCAAGAGGAUCAUGUCCGUCCUGGAUGAGGCCAUCUACAAGGUGGAGCUGGUCACCCUGCUGUGUGACAUGGUGGGCCACCCGGAGGCCCUGGUGGAGAUGCGCGAGGACCUUGCAGGGGCACUGAGGGAGCACGGGGCCCUCUGCCAGGCCCUGCAGGACAGUGUGGGCAGCCUGCAGGAGAAAGCACGGCGGCUGCAGGAGGAGGAGGAUGCCGAGGAGGCCUGGCUCUAUGACCAUCGCCUCUCCAUGGAGCUGCACAAAGCCAGCCUCCCGAUGCUCAUGCAGCAGGUCAGGGACUCCACCAAGAACAUCCUGAGGCUCUUGGCCAGCGACCCGCAGGCCACCAAGUUCCUGCAGAUGCAGGCGUUUCGCAGGAGCACAGGGGCCCAGCGCUUUAUGGAGGGCCUGGUGGAGCUGCGGGGUUUCCUGUUCGAGAAACUCCUCACCAGCCCCAUGCAGGCCCGGGAGAAGGCCCAGUUCUUGCAGGACAUCAGCAGACGGAACCAGAGGAACCAGGAGGCCAUCGACAUACUCCAGAAAGAACUGGCAUCGAGGCAGAAGAACAGGGAUGCAGAGGUGGAGAAGGAGAACUUCGUGAUCCAGGAGCUGAAGAACCACCUGCACCAAGUGCUCAAGCUCUCGGAGCACAGCCUGCUGCGCACCAGGCAGGAGGCGGAGAGGCAGCAGAAGGCGGACUUCCGCGCCUCGCAGGCCCGGCUGGCCAAGACGCAGCAGGAGAUCCUGGUGCUGCGCUCCCAGUACCACAACCUGGUGUCCGAGAACCACGAGGCAGAGCAGGCCCUGCGCAAGAAAAAAUAUAAAGUGGAGACAGAAGUUGAGAACUGGAUCCAAAAAUACGACAUGGAGAUGAGUGAAAAGCAGGAGGAGAUCGAGGACCUGGAGACGGUCCACCUCGAGGAGAAGCUGCAGCUGGAGGAGCUGAAGCAGCGGUACGAGGUGCUGGUGGAGGAGUUCAACCAGAUCCGGGCCGAGCGCGAGAUCAGCUCCAAGAAGAGGCUGGAGGCGGAGCGCGAGAUGCUGCGCAUGGUGCGGGCAGCCACACUGAUCCAGGCCGUGUGGAAGGGCUACCUGGUGCGCUCCAUGCUGCGCUUCAAGAAGAGGAAGAAGCGGGGCAAGGGCCAGGGCAAGGGCAAGGGCAAGAAGUGAGCGCCCCCUGCUGGUCUCGGGCUUCAGUGACUCUUUUCAAAUGAAAAGAAUUUAAAGUUUUACAUCA